Messenger RNA from Bombus terrestris (buff-tailed bumblebee), 4171 nucleotides. RefSeq names its product putative mediator of RNA polymerase II transcription subunit 26. Gene Ontology annotation, biological process: RNA processing; adenosine to inosine editing. NCBI's taxonomy places the organism in Eukaryota, Metazoa, Arthropoda, Insecta, Hymenoptera, Apidae. The transcript has 6 exons. Bases 1544 to 2896 code for a protein of 450 amino acids. The record is from RefSeq and is a predicted model, not a curated record. Gene Ontology annotation, cellular component: nucleolus; cytoplasm. Gene Ontology annotation, molecular function: tRNA-specific adenosine deaminase activity; double-stranded RNA adenosine deaminase activity; double-stranded RNA binding.
GUUUUCCCUAGACUUCAGUAUGUGUGAAUAUCGAGACCUGUUUAUAUGAUCGUGAUCAUCGUUACCAGGUCGAGGGAAUAAAGGGAAAGUAGUAUAAUUACUGAACUAGCGAUGUGAUGAAUCGUACUAUUAACAAAUGUAGGUGAAGAGACAAAUAACGGCUGUUUUUUGUUUUACAUUGUUAUGAUUAAGUUAGGCAACGUAUUUUUUUAAAGAAUUUCAUUGAAAAUAUGUAACUUAUAUUAAGUAAAUUAUUAUUUACUUUCUUAAAAAAAAUCCCAUACAAAUCUUUUUGCUAAAAAAAUAUUUGACUGUAAUUAAUUUACAUCACAUAGAACAUAAUUCAUGUCACAUAAUAUAAAUGACAUAGUAUAGAGUGGCAGUGGAGUUAAUGUGACACCAUGUAUUAUUCCCUCGUGAGAGAAUUCGCUUGGCAACUGGCAACAGUGGUUACGGCAACCCUGUUUCCUACUUCUCUGUAACGAGAUAGGAAGUCGUUCCUUAGUUUUGUGAACACGUUGUAAAAGUAUUUAAAUAUUAUUAGUGUUUCAUAAAAAUUAAUUCUACCCUACGUUCCAGAGUUAAAUGUAUUGUAAAAAAGUAUUUUUAUGUCCUGAAACUAAUUAUAUUUGAAGUGAUUUAACUUGAACUCAAAACAUGUAUCCAAGAAAUAGACAAAGCCAAGGCUAUCCCAAUAUGAGAAACCAAAAUAAUCCAAAUGUACCAUAUCAAGGUCAAAGCACUGAACUAGUAGCUAUACAACAAUACCGAGGAGGUCUAUUCAGCCAGGGGCUAGUUCGUCAGUUACCCCCAUAGCGUAGCUUGCCAUAGGCCAUAUUUUUAAUAACAUACUGAACUGAUGUUUACGUAACAUUUUAGGCUAAACUGUUUGUCACUAUUAGUAAUUAUGCUUUAGGUACAAACUAAAAAUAAACUUGUCUUGGUACUACAUAUGUAGGUUUCUCUGAAAUAUUAUGAUUUAAUAGUUACAAAAUAUAAAAAUGGCACAUGUAAGUUUUCUGUUCUUUUAAAUCUCCAUUAUUUAUUAAAUUUUAUUUCACAAUUAGCUUAAGUGUUUGUUUUCAUAAACAUGAGCAAAUUUCAUACACAACAUAUUACAAAAUUAUAUUUAUUAUUGAUAUAAAGCAUAUAGUAAUGAAACUUUUACUUAGGCUUGAAAAUCUUUAUUCUUCUUCUUACUCUCCUUUUACUCUCCUUUUUUCUAUUUUCUAUUUUAUGUAAACUCAGUUCAGUUAUACAUAAGGAAAUAUAGGCCACAGAAAUAAUUUGGCUGGUAUGAGUUAUGGGAGUAGCAUUAGACUGCUUUCAAAUGCAUAUGCGAUGCUAGACCUUGGUGGGAUAGCACAACCGUACAGGUUCCUUGUGUAGCGGCGACCCACCCUAUGUUUUGCAGUACAAUCAGCAAGCCAGUUUUCAAGCAACACAACCUCCUCCAAAUCAACAAAGUAAUUACAAACAAGGAAGUUCACAAAAUGCACAACCAUUUAAACCACAGCAGCAGCAGCAGCAACAACAACCACAAAUGCAACAGGUAGCAGCAAGGAAUUUGCAACAUAGCAAAUCUCAGCAACCACAAAUGCAACAAGUAGCAGCAAAGAAUCUACAACAAGGGAAACCACAACAACAGCAACAACAAUUGCCACAGCAAAUUAAACAACCACAACAAUCUAUUGCCAAUUCUCCUCAAAGCCAAGCUCAACCACAGCCUCAAUCACAGUCCCAACAACAAUCUCAGCCACAGCCUCAAACACAAUCACAAUCACAAUUUCAAUCUCAAAUACACCGGUUGAAACCAAUUUUAAAACUACCUCUCUAUAAUCAGCAACAAAGUGCAAUUGCUAUGCAAAAUAAUCCUAUUUCAUCUUCUCAACCAUUAGUUCCUACUCCAACAUCUCCCUUAACAACUAACUCUAAUCCUAUACCUCCAAUAAGUAAUAGCACAUCUGAAGCAAAGAAUGAAAAUCAAGUGCCUGAAGAUACAGAUAAUAAAAUAGAAGAACAACUUCCAAGAUGGAGGCGUAAAGCAUCUGGAUUUAGAGUAAAUAAAAGAAUGAAACGACUUCGUUUGAAUCAACGUCUACGAAAGACAUUGCAACCCAAGAAUGCAAUUAUGGUACUAAAUGAAAUGAAACCUGGAGUCCAGUUCACAUUUCCUGAAACUCAAGGACCUAUGCCAAACUCCCUAUAUCUCGUUCAUGCAGAGCUUGAUGGUAAAACUUAUGUUGGACAAGGAUUAUCUAAACCACUUGCUCGUCAAAAUGCUGCUGAAAAUGCAUUGAAAGCAUUAUUACUUGAAAAAAUGACGGCAGCAUCUAUGAAAGCACGUAUUGAUGCUGAAUCAGAUGGACAAUCAGUUCAAUCUAUGGAUUCAUCUAUUAUACCAAAAGAGGAAAAUAAUGAAGAAGGUGUAACAUCAAUGGAUACUACUGUCGAUGAAAGUGAUGAAAUUCCAUGGAGCUCUUUGGCUAGUUUUGCAUUGUAUAAACUUUUCCUUGAAUGGCAUAAUCAAGGAACAUCAGUUCCAGUUCCAAGACCAGGAUUACCGUCACCUGUUAAAGGAAUUAAAAGAGAGAUUUCUCAUGUUCAAAAAACUCCAGUUCAGAAAGAACUUCCACUUAAUGCAAUAAACAUACACCCUGUAAUGUUAUUAAAUCAAAUGAGACCAGGUUUAACAUAUGUAGAACUUAAUCGAAUUGGUAAUCCACCAAAUACAAUGUUUACUCUUGCUGUUGAUAUUGAUGGUAUUGAGUAUUCAGGAACAGCAAAGAACAAAAAGGAUGCCAAGAAAAUAGCAGCAAAAUCUGCACUCUUUGCUUUGUAUGGUUUAAAUUAUCCAGAUGAAGCUUCAUCAUUAAUGGACCAAUCAAUAAUUUAAAACAUCAUACAAACAUCAUUAAUUUUUGUAAUAUAUUAUGAUAUAAUACUAUUACAUUAUAGUAUUAUUCAUACUAUUACUCAUUUUACUUUGACUGCUUUAAUUCAUAUAUUGCGUGAAUUGUAGCAUAUUACAAAAGACAUUCGAAAAAUUCGAGAAUUACAAUGAGGAAAAAAGUUUAAAUAUAUAAACAUGUAGAAUUCAUUUAUACAUUAUUUUUAGUAUAUCUUAUUUUUCGAUCCAACGGCCUUAAAAACGGCCUUAGUUGUUUGACUUACAGAACUAAAAUUCAACUAAACAAAAAGUUGAACUAAGUCUAAGACUAUUUUCUAUUAUCUUGUUCCGUUGCACUUUCUUACUCUUGUCUUCAUAUAUCUCUAUUCUUUUCUUCCUUUCUCUAUUCUCUAUUCUCUAUCCUGUUCUUUUGAACUUCUAUUGGGUUAAGAUCUCAAAUCUUCCCUUCUUUCAACCCGCCGCCCAUAUAUAUUCUAUGUUUCUCAUCAUAUCAAAACCUACGUAUUUUAUUCUUCCAAAUUUCCGCAUCUCAUUCUAAGUAUCAAUCUUAUUGGGUUCCUUUAAUCCCUUUAUUAACCUAAGUGCUUUGGUAUUCCAUCUAUUUUCAAAUCUUUAUAUCUACAGUCAAACUUAGAAUUUAUUAUCCUACUAAAUUUAAGAACAAUUCUUCUUGAAGUUAUACAUUCUCAUACAUUUUCUAAGAAUGCAUUUUUUCUUGUUUGUACUUAAAUACUCCAAUCUUUCCUGACUAUAUUCAAAUCUUCUUAAGUAUCUCUCUUUACUUAUUUUGACAUUUGGAAGUUUUUGUUUCCUUCUUUUUCUCUUUUAAUACUUCCUUGGCUAAAGUUCUUCUUGUUACCUCUUCUGCCUUUAUUUCAUAUUUGAUGGUUUUAAAACCCAAACAUACUUUCAUCUUUUAAUUUUUGAUCCCUUCUAAUGUUAUGUAAUCCGCUCGUCUAAUCCCAAAGUUCACUUUAGGUAUUAAUUGUAUUCUUCUUAAUUCAUCUCUUUCCUUCUAUCCUCAAUUUUUUGCUCCAUAUGGUAUUACACUCUUUAUUAAAUUAUCUAAUAAACUUAUUCUUUCCAUAUAAUCAUUCAAGAACAAUUCAAGAACAGUUUUUCUCCAAUUCCUUAGCCUUAUCCUACUGUUAACACUUAGCCUCGCUCGGACAAGCCAACCUAUACGCUGUCCACCGCACAUUUUUCCAAGUAUCGAGGACUAAUAUUUGUUAUUUAAAAAGUAAAGAAGUCUAAAAAUUA